CUCAAAUUAAUUAUAUCUCCUCUCAUUCAUUCUCUUUCUCUCUUAAAAUAUAUAUAAGAAAUUCCUGAAGCGUUUCUAGAACUCUCUUCAGCCAUGACCGCGCAGAAAUCUGUGCUGCAAUUAAGUGUUCACGAUGAAAGAAUCAGGAAGAAUGUGUGGAGGACCGUAUCUAAGUUUUCAGGGGUUACUUCGAUAGAAAUGGACGAAAAGACCGGGAAAAUGACGGUGGUUGGAGAAGUUGAUGUAUCAAGAAUCGUCUGGAAGCUACGGAAGAUAUGUAGAGCAGAUAUUGUCUCAGUUGACGUUGUUAAACCACCUGAGAAAAAGCCUGAACCGGAGAAACCGGUUGAGAUUGCCUAUCCGGUUACGCAUUUGAACUACCCGUACCAAUGUUAUUCUUCCUAUGCAAAUUCUUACUACCAACAAUGUGGGGAUUAUAGAGUUGUGGAGGAACCAAAUACAAUUUGUGUUAUUAUGUAAAAUUUCUAGAAUUAUUUUGGAAUAGUGGUCGUUGUGUUAGCACUUAGCUUAUUGAAGAGUGUAUAUUUGCUGGGGUAUUGUAAUGCACAUUUCUCCUAUAUUCGGAAAAUAGAGAUCGAUUUAUGUAUCAUGAAAUUAAUAUUUUCUCGCGGUUUCAUUUACG
Messenger RNA from Eruca vesicaria subsp. sativa (arugula), 643 nucleotides. NCBI's taxonomy places the organism in Eukaryota, Viridiplantae, Streptophyta, Magnoliopsida, Brassicales, Brassicaceae. The record is from the annotation of a GenBank genome assembly.